Molecule: messenger RNA, 1176 nt
Organism: Penicillium longicatenatum
Lineage: Eukaryota; Fungi; Ascomycota; Eurotiomycetes; Eurotiales; Aspergillaceae
Product: Zn(II)2Cys6 transcription factor domain-containing protein
Exons: 1
Coding region: 1-1176 (391 amino acids)
Biological process (GO): regulation of transcription by RNA polymerase II
Molecular function (GO): DNA-binding transcription activator activity, RNA polymerase II-specific; zinc ion binding
Source: RefSeq, a predicted model, not a curated record
AUGCCCCCGUUGAGACCGCAUCGGAAAUCUCGGAAUGGGUGUGACCGAUGCCGCGAAAGGCGGGUCAAAUGUGACGAAAAGGGCCCACCCUGCUCCAAUUGCACCAACCGCCAGCUAAACUGCACAUACCUGAAAGUUGAAGCAGCGCGAUGCCGGACGGCCACCAAUGCGCGACCAGCAAAAUAUCAAGCUGCUCCACUCAGCGAGAGUCCCGACGCGCGAUUCACGCGAUCGCGCAACGGCGUCGGAUCGCCCGUGUCGGAUCUAUCCACUCCACAUGAAAUCGACAACUUAGAAUUAAUGCAUAAAUUCUCUACUGAUACGUACAAAAGUCUAUGUGUGAGCGACUCUGAGAAUUCCACCUGGCAAAUCACCAUCCCUCGCUUGGCGCUCAAACAUCACUACUUGCUGGAUGGCAUUAUGGCCUUGGCUUCCAUGCAUCUAGCUACAACUGCCGAGCCUGCUGAGGCUCUCAUUUACCAGGAUAGAGGCCUUCAAUAUUAUAACCGCAGUCUCAGUCCAUUUCGACACGCAAUUGACAACAUCACACCACAGAAUUGCGAUGCCGUGUUUGCGCAUUCCAUCGUUAUGAUCGCGAUAAGCAUCGCCUCGCCCCGUCUCACUGCCACAAAAGACGAAAGCUCAAGCAUCACAGAGAAUAUCGUUGUUUUGUUCGAGUUGUUACAGGGCGUUAAGAAAAUCCUCCAAGCUAGCAAGCCAUGGGUUAAGCUGGAGCUGUUUACCCAAGGUGAAUUCUGGAAAAAGACUACUACUGAGCUCAACGCCGACGAAGAUGCCGCCCUUGCACAUGUUGCUUCAUUGAAUGAUCUUGUUAUGACGGGAGUAUAUGCAAAACAGCAUGAUAUUUGCAAGGAUGUGUUAGCUCACCUACGCCACUGUUUCGCAAAAUUUGCCCUUUCGCCAGACCCAGCACCUGUCAUGGCCUGGCUUGCAGCGGUAAACAAAGAUUUCGUGGAUAAUGUAAGAUGUCGGCAGCCAUUUUCACUGCUAAUACUCAUGUAUUGGGGUGUCCUACUUGUGAAACUGGAUGGAAAACGGUGGUGGGCUCGAAACGCAGGAAAAGCAUUGGUCUCUGAGCUACUGGAGGCUUUACAAGAUGGUGACCCUCGGUGGGAGAGUGCACUUUCAUGGGUUCAACAACAGAUUCCUUUAUGA